This is a messenger RNA of Lycium barbarum (goji berry), 393 nucleotides long. RefSeq lists its product as uncharacterized. The transcript is spliced from 2 exons. Gene Ontology annotation, molecular function: nucleic acid binding. Lineage: Eukaryota; Viridiplantae; Streptophyta; Magnoliopsida; Solanales; Solanaceae. The record is from RefSeq and is a predicted model, not a curated record. Bases 1 to 393 code for a protein of 130 amino acids.
AUGUACUUGGAGAAAGGAAAGUGUCCUGAAAGAAUCACCAUCAAUCAGAAGAAGACUAUCAGGAAGUUAGCAAAUGGUUUCUUCCCUAAUAAGGAUAAGCCACCACAAAACCUCAAGAAGAUUCUAAGAAAGAUGAUUGAUAACUACAAAUACUGGCAUGAGCAAUUGCCCUAUGCAUUACUGGGAUAUCGCAUUACCACCAGGACUUCAACUGGGGCCACUCCGUACCUGUUGGUGUAUGGCACUGAAGCAGUAAUACCAGCCGAAGUAAAAAUCCUUUCACUUCGAAUCAUACAAGAAGCUGAAUUGGACAAUGCAAAAUGGAUCUGCAAAAGGUAUGAACAACUAGCUUUGAUAGAUGAAAAGCGAAUGAUUGCUGUUUGCCAUGGUUAA